ACAUUCAAUUCAAAAUCAAAAUCGGUUGUGCCCGUGCCGAGAAAACCCGUUCGGGCCCAACCGGGUCAAAUGAAGCAGUUGCCGUCGCCCCACGUACCCGUGCCCGGUAACGGGGUAUCGGGUGAGCUUGAGACGAUGCUGUAUGACUACCAAAAGUCCAAAGGGAGCAGCAAACUGGUUCGGGCCACAUCAGGGAACGUGAUGCUGUACGGGAAUUUGGGGAAUAUUCGGUCGAAACAGAGCUCCGGUAAUGAUCCGAAACCCGGUUAUCGACCGAAUGCUAAUCGGGUAACGGGUAGUCUAGUACCCAGUAACCAAACGGAUACGGAUACGGGUACGGUUGUGCUUUGUCGAGCAUUGUCGAAGAGAACGGAUUCGGAGGAGCUGAAGGAUUUAGGGAAUAGGGAGUUUGGAGAGGGAAGGUUUGCGGAGGCGUUGGCUUACUAUGAUCAGGCGAUUUCGAUGGAUCCGGGUAAGGCUUCUUAUCGGAGCAAUAAGGCCGCGGCUUUAAUGGGUUUGGGUCGGAUAUUUGAAGCUGUUUGCGAGUGUAAGGAAGCGGUUCGGAUCGAUCCGGGUUACUGUCGGGCUCAUAACCGGUUGGCUGGCCUUUAUUUCAGACUGGGAGAAGCUGGCAAAUCAAUUCAUCACUACAGGCAAUCACAAAGGGAAGCUGAUCCUAGUGACAUCUCAAAGGCUCAAACACUACAAAGAUACAUUGCAAAAUGCAGCGAAGCAAGAAGAACAAGAGAUUGGCAGACGAUGCUUAAAGAAUCCCAAUCUGCAAUUUCCUUCGGGGCCGAUUUUGCUCUUCAGGCAUUUUCAUGGAAAGCAGAGGCGCUGAUGAGACUCCAAAAGCAUGAUGAGGCCGAUGCAGUACUAAAUGGUGCGCCUAAAUUAGAUGUCAAUGCAUCUACAAAGAUUUUUGGGGCUCCUGUAAACGGAUACAUGCUCAUGAUUCGAGCUCAAGUAGACAUGGCUGCAGGAAGGUUCGACGAGGCAGUUUCAGCAGCUCAAAGGGCAAUGCAACUUGACAGAAAUAACCAGGAGAUAACGGCAGUUCUGAGGAGAACAAAAGCAGUAGCAUUUGCUCGGUCUAAAGGCAACGAAUUCUUCAAGGUCUCAAAUUUCAAUGAGGCUUGCUUAGCCUAUGGAGAAGGAUUAGGUCACGACCCCCAAAACGCCAUUCUUCUCUGCAACCGGGCAGCAUCUCAAGCUAAGCUCGCACAGUGGGAGAGGGCAGCAGAAGAUUGCAAUGCUGCUCUUAAGCUCCGGCCGUCUUAUGCAAAAGCUCGGUUGAGGAGAGCUCAUUGCAAUGCCAAGAUGGGAAGAUGGGCACCAGCAGUUCAAGAUUAUGAGACGCUGAUCAAAGAACUACCAGGAGAUGAGGAGGUGAGCAAGGCAUUAGCAGAGGCCAAGUCAAUGCUGCAGAAAAAAAGAUGGGAUCUUGUAAAGAGCACAACUCUCUCUUGAUACGCCGUUGUAUGUUGUGCCGCUUGAUUUUUUUUCGCACAUUGAGAGUUGAUCUCUGAGAAAUUGAUGCUUUCGAUGAAGCAACUCGGAGCUAAAAAUUCCGUGAGAUCUUACAAAGAUUGUAA
Molecule: messenger RNA, 1595 nt
Organism: Asparagus officinalis (garden asparagus)
Lineage: Eukaryota; Viridiplantae; Streptophyta; Magnoliopsida; Asparagales; Asparagaceae
Product: inactive TPR repeat-containing thioredoxin TTL3-like
Exons: 6
Coding region: 70-1470 (466 amino acids)
Cellular component (GO): cytoplasm
Molecular function (GO): protein binding
Source: RefSeq, a predicted model, not a curated record